Molecule: messenger RNA, 4434 nt
Organism: Anopheles darlingi
Lineage: Eukaryota; Metazoa; Arthropoda; Insecta; Diptera; Culicidae
Gene: Tti1
Product: TELO2-interacting protein 1 homolog
Exons: 4
Coding region: 15-3080 (1021 amino acids)
Biological process (GO): chromatin remodeling
Cellular component (GO): cytoplasm
Source: RefSeq, a predicted model, not a curated record
AACACGGUUCCGUGAUGGAACAUUUUCCGGAGAUUUUCCUCAAAAUUAAGCCGCUAAUUGAUUCGAUCAUCAAACGCCCGACCAGAGAAGGGAUCGUUGCACUCAAUGAGCACCUGAAACGAGUCGAUAGCCAGAGUGUGCAGAUUCUACAGAACAUUUUCCUGCAGCAGCUGGUCAUACUCGUCGAUACGGUUCCCGGAGAGAAUCAAAAUGAACUGAAAACUCACCUGCUGGACUGCAUCGCUACGAUACUGGAGAAAGGGCUCCUGGGAAAGGCGGUUGCUAUGAAAACGACGCUGCUCAUCACAGUUAAACUAAUCUACGACGUAGAUACUGGCCUUCUUAGAUCGAAUCUAUCGGAAGAAUACAAACUAGCCGUGCUGAAGGUCAUUUCCAGCGUCUCGCGCCGCAUACAGAGCGAACUGGUGGAGGAGAUUUAUGUGCGGGAAAAUCUCAAAUUGCUUUCACAGGCCAUCUUCGUCUGCGUUUGCAUCAUCGAUACCGAGCGAUACCGGAAGUUACGUUUUCAGGCCGUCGAUGCGAUCCUAUCGUUGCUACAAAUUCACGAUGAUUUCGAUUUCAACGAUACGGUGUUGCGCUGCCAGGUAGCGGAGCUAUUGUUUAUCGUUCUACCGAAACUGCUGGCCACGUUCGUGUCCAUCAUAAACGGCGAUGAAAAACAAGGCGUAGCAGUGCAACGCAUAGCUAUUAAGGCGCUCGGGCGUACGCUGGGUCUUAUUUUUGAAGACUACGCCAAAGAGUCGGCCAAUAAUGAUAUACACGUGGAUCAUUUUCUACGCCUGGUUCACGCGACGGUACCGGCAAACAGGGACGAAAGAAACGUUUUGGGCGUGGGAAUUAAACGGGAAGAAAAAACACAUUACUAUAACAAAACGCAGCGAACACGUGAGUGGUUACUUGAGGCAGAGAAACAGGUGGAGAAAAUGUUUCCAACCAUUCUGCAUCUACGUGGCCACGAAGAAGAGCUUAUUCGGUUGGAGUUUGCCAAAAUCAACUGUAAUCUGCUGACCAACUGCACCUAUAAUAUGCCGACUUGUACGGUUCACUAUUUACAAUCCAUCAUAACACUGUGUGAGGACGACUCUGAACGAAUUCGUGAAGUAUGCCAAAGUUGCCGCAACACCGUUCCCAGUUUUACGCUUUGCAUCGAAGGGAACCGCAUCGAUGAUAUGUUCUACGAUACACUCGCCCAAGCACCGCGCGCUAUCUACCGUGGCGAAGAGAGGGAACAGAUAGCGAUCUUCCGGCUUAUCUCCGGCUAUCUAAGAUUCUUCUCGCCAUCCCAGCUGACGAACGUAUUUUCAAAUGCAAACAACUUGCAUCAAUUCAUCGCUAUCCUGCUAGCGGGAGCGGAGCUGGAAAACGUGGACGAACUGGUGCGCCGCGAGUACGUAUCCUAUCGGUUCGAGUAUGAGGAAGGCUUUCGAUUACAAAAAGAGAAAAAAGAAUCCCGGUGGAUUGUGCUUAAAAACAUACAGUCCCCUCGGGCGAAACACUGCUUUCGACAGAUCUUUGAUGCCCUGCAGCAACAUCAUGAGCAGUGCGUGAACACUGUGUUUAUGUACAUUUUGGAAGAUUUUUUCACUUCUCGCAUCAACAGCAAUGGCUAUCUGUACAUCAUGAGCGAAUUGAUACCACAGACAGUGCAAGGUCAGCACUCUGUUGCUGUUGCUGCUGGUUCACCACUGGAAGAAACGCUGAAAAGUGUGUUAACAGAAGUAAUGCAAUCAUACCACUGGCUGCUGGAACUGGAAGAGAACGAUAAUGUGAUUAACCAGAAGUACAAUACGCUCCACGUUUGUCUAGUGAUCCGAAUCAUCUCGAAAGUGGCCACCGCUAUGGCCGAUAACUUCAAGUGGUAUCUGUACGAUUCGUUACGAAUCAUUCUACAAAGUGCCAGCAGUACCUUGAAUUGCAUAAACGAAACUGCAGAAAUGGCCCUCGACACGAUAGCAUCGGCGAUGGGACUGUCCAGUAUUCAACAGCUGGUUCACCGAAAUUUAGAUUACAUUUCACAGCACGUUACCCGUUGUUUGCGCCGCGCCGAGCACUUUCGCGAUGGUUUAUCCUUGCUAGAGUCCGUUUUGCGUUUCGUACCGUACGAGUCUUCCAGUGUACUCGAAUCGACGGUAACACCGAUCGUCAUGAACAUUCUCGAUAGCUACUCGCAGUACGGUGCACAAAAUUCCAUUCUCUGCUUACGAGUUCUACAAAUUUUUAUUCACUCUAUGCGUCUUCGGUUUAAUGAUAAUGAAUCCUCGGACGGUUCGCAUCACGCAAAAUCCAACCAGCAAGAGGAAAACCAAAAAUUAUCGGAGCACAUCAGCGAAUUGCAAAAUUUGCUUCGACGAGAAAUCGCCAAUGAAGCCGACCCAUCAUUGGAAGACGCUGAGCCAGACGCGAUGGAGUGCGAUGAUAAAGAGCAAACUCAGGAAACGGGAGAAGAAGAAGGGCCACCGGAAGAAGAUGAUGAUUACCAGAAAGAUGAGAAACAUUUGCCGCCCCACAUUAGGAUCGUGCUCCGAAUACUGACCGUCAGUCUCAAGUACCUCGCCUCAUCGAACGAUGCCGAACGUAUUGUGGCACUUUCAACGAUCAACGAAGGAAUUUAUAUACUAGAGCGGCACGAAAAUCAACUGUUACCACUGGUACACGAAAUUUGGUUUAAUCUGACCGAACGGUUCAGUGACAAGAACCCAGCAAUUGUGCGGAAUGCGUUCGAAUUGCUUGUGACGCUAGCAAAUCUAGCAAAGGAUUUUAUCCGCAGACGUUCCUUGGAAGAAGUUUUCCCAAAACUGUACAAAUUCAUGACGUCCAACUGGAAUGCCGAUUUCAGUGCCCAUCACGUGUUCAAGCUGCAGUGCAGAUUCCUGCAGUCACUUCCGUGUUUGGUGCAGCAGCUAAAUUUCAACGAAAAACAGUUAGAUCAAGCGCUGGAAGUCGUUCGGUUAUACUUUGAGAAGAGUGAGAGACGUGACCUGCAAAGGGCUGCUUCCGAAUGCAUGCAACACAUGAAAGCAGUUGAUUCGAUGGCGGUCUUUUUGAAGGUAAAACAAUAAAGAGCCACUCUGAUCGUAGCAAGCAAAGCAACGCAAAAUUGCAUCCCCGUUCGGUUGACGAUCGAUACAUUCUCGGUGCAAUCAGUUGGAAUUUUGGAGAAAAGAACUCGAAAGAAGCGAAAUUAGGAACAUUAGUAUGCUGCCCAUUCAACCCGGUGACGAAGCGUCGACGAGACAAACGAAAAUUAAGAUGAACAUUAGGCACAAAACAACAUUUCAUAAUUCAAAAAGCAGCGAGCCCAGUGCGUCCCAUUUUCAAACAAAGUUUGGCCCAGUGCAUGAAAAAUCCAAAUUGUUACGAACCGUACUGGAAAGGGAAAUAACCCGAAUAACAGAAGAAUCAAAUCGUUCCGGUGCGAUGGAGGAGCAGCCACGUUUACCCGCGGGGUACAAGGGAAAGGUACUGCAGUUUUCAAAUUUGGAAAGCACCAUCCAGUCACCAUCGUUACAGGAGGUGCCCAGACAAAGGGAAUCGGGAAGUUUAGCGCAGUGGUCCAAUGAAGCAUCAAAUACGAACACCGACCUAUCUUCGGGAAUCUUAACAAAUGGCCAAAUGUCGAUCGGCAGUUUUGAGGAUUCAUUCGCUAAAAACAGAACAGAUUAUUUGCUUCAACGUUUACAGCAGCAAAUUGUGCUACACAACACAUUACUAGAUGCCUCAGAAAAGUUUUCAAAAUCACCCUCAAUCGAGAACCUGGUGAAAAAGUGCAUGAAAGGAACGGAAGCACUGACCGAACUGAAACAGCGUGUAGCAGCCUAUAAAAUGAAACAAGAGCAGAAGCAAACACACAAUGAGAUAGGUGUGCUAGUACGCGAAAUUCCAAAUAUCCUCAGAGAUGCAAUCAGCUGUGCAGACGACCUGCAUGAUCUGUCGGAGACGAUUAAACAGCGUGCUGUUUCCGAUGUGGACGAUUCAAAUCAAAGCUCCAAGACCUCCAGUGCGAUCAGGGAGGCAUCGAUGCGGUUGAAGGAAAUUGAAAACGCUUGGAAGAAUGUUCGAUUAUCAGAUGAAGAAGGUUCCUCACUUGGACUGCUCCACCUCUCACACCUAAUGGAUUCGAGUGGUUUUUUGAAUAUUUCUGAAACACUUAGCAGUACCUUCGGACGUAUAAACGAAUCAAUUGAAGGCGUGCUUCAGACACCGAACACGGCCAGCUUAAACAAAUUAAAGCAGCAUUUGACCCAAUGCAAGAACCUUCUCAAUAAUAUCACACACAAUCAGUCGUUGUUACUUGAAGAAACGUUUCCCUCAAUGCCAUCCACUAUCGGUACGGAGGAAUCGCUGUUGAAGGAUAUGUUCCAGGAGCUCGACCGGUCGGCGAAUUCAGAGAUUGAGGCGUUUCUUGAAGUUUGG